GUUUAGCUCGAGCUGAGGCGCAGAGCGGAGGACGCUGAGUGGACACGGUGAAACACCGGUUGGAACUAUUUGCUGGCCGGCGAGCGGGGACUGCGUUUAAAGCGUCCGUGGAGGCGAACUAACUGGACUUAAACCCCGCGACAUUUCUUUUUUUUGCGCCGAAUGUCUUGAAAAAAGCCAUAGCUUGGUCUACCCAAAGACCACACAGACACAGUGUGCACGACUUGGAAUAAUCAGCCACUCUUCACGAGAGAGAGCCGUUUGGAAAAAGCACUCGCACGCUGUCGUACGAAGGGACCCGGAGAGGAAUAUUCACCACAGAUAGAGAGAGACAGAAAAGGAGAGAUUCAAGGAGAGGAACACGGGAAACUCCAACGAUGCGAUUGGAAUGAGGUAGUCGGUGCAGAAUUUGCCAGCGCGCCGUGGAGUUGUGACUGAUGGAAGGCUGUUGUCAUCGGUAGGCGGUGGGCUGCGACAGGUAGAGGCUCCGGGGGAGACUCGACAAAGGCACGGGGGAUAGCUCUCGCGCCUCCACCGCGCUGUCAAACGUCGCGCUUCAUCCCAGCACCUGGGAUCAGACGCGAUCCGUACGCGACUCGUUUUAACGUCAUCUAUUUGCCUUCGAACAGUUUGAAGUAAAGCAAGCCACAGGUCAACCAGGACACACACACACGCAGGGGGCUUUCCUUGGCCCAGAUCGGAUCGAAUCGGUCGGGUCGAGGUUCGCUCGUUUCUUCUGCGGACAGUUCAGUCAAGGACGCGGCUGGAGUAGGGGAGGUCCUCGAGCCUGAUUUGAAGAAAUUGGACAGAAGGACAUGUAUCUGAUAUCGACCUCACAUGCCCCCGACUAAUCAACGCUUACAUUCCACCGGGCCCGUACCAUUGAUAAAGGCUGCCACGCGCACCGUCCCACGCCCGUGAGUUACUGCCCCACUCCGCGAAGAGAAUGGCGGGGCUGGCGUGCUGGAAGUAUUACCUUUGGAUCGCUAUCGUCAUGGGCCGGACGGCGACACCUCUGGCCAAGUCCCUGGAGACUAUUAUAUGGAGCUCACAGAACCCCAAGUUUCUCCCAGGAAAGGGUCUGGUGAUCUACCCGGAUAUCGGGGACAAGCUGGACAUCAUCUGCCCCAAGGCGGACCCGGGCCGGGACUACGAGUUCUACAAGCUGUACCUGGUGAAGCGGGAGCAGGCGGACACCUGCAGCACUGUGCUGGACCCCAACGUGCUGGUGAGCUGCAACAAGCCCGAGAAGGACAUCAAGUUCACCAUCAAGUUCCAGGAGUUCAGCCCCAACUACAUGGGCCUGGAGUUCAAGAGGGACGUCGACUACUUCAUCACCUGUAAGUGCUUCUUCUCCUUUCCUUUUAAAUCAGAACCAACCCCAAUGUCCUGCCAGGCAUCUGCCAGAUAGCUGUACAGGUUCACCUCGCCUCUGCUGUUCUGUUUGUCAAAGGUAUAUAGUAAUAGUAUUCCUGCAGUAGAGGAGGCUGCAGUUUCAGAACCUAGCAGUCUUAGGACUGUAUUGCUAGGACUGCAUUUCUUACGACUGCAUUUCUAAGACACUCUUUUUCUUAAUUGAUUGAAAUGCGACUUCGGAAAUAAUUAUAGUUUGGGAAGGUUUAUUCCUCCCAAAUGCUACUGAAACCGCAGCCUCCUGUGAUACCUGCCGGUUGGUUCUGCUGGACCCAAGUCGCAUUCCCUAUUAGUUGGUGGGUAGUUUGGAUGGUGAAGGUCAGGGGGGGUCAGGGGAGCAUGACAGUGGGGUGGUCACUAGUCCUUAGAGAGGGCUCUCACUUAAAGACUGUAAUUUACCUGCUAAUGCACUGGAUAAAGAACCCCCACCCUCCCUCACCCACUACUUCUGCUGAUUGGACUCAGAGUUCGUCUCCAGGAAGUACCUUGCUCAGUGGCUCUUAAGGAAUGCACGCCCACCUUAAAGUUCAGCCACAUCCUGAUUGCCACACACACACGCACACAAUCACAAACAUAAUCGCGCACACAAUCACCCACACACCUCCAGACCUCCACAUGGUGCGGCUGAUUGUUGAGCCAUCUACGCAGACAUAAUGAAGGGUCAGUUUAAAGGGCACCUGGGUAGUGGCUAUACGAGAAGAAGGGCCAAUCAUUCGUCCCUCUCUCCCCGAGAGAAGCUAGCCUGUCAAAUGAUUAGCCUCCAGCUAUGGGAUAUUUUCGUGACUCCUUAAAGGAAAUCACUUGGGUAUUGUACCCCACACAAUGGUUAAUCCAUGCUAUUCAAUUGAUUUCAAUGGGGACAUAGUGGGUAUUUAACCCUUUGUGCCAACAUUAUUCACUAAUGAGUUGCUUUUAUUUGGUGCGUGUGUGAACUCAUAACACAUAAAUACAACAGAUUAGAAAUAUGAGGCUUUUGAAUAGUUGUUCAGACAUAGACUAAAAAUAAAUAUGUAUUUGAAGUAACAUUCCAUUGCAUAUACCUGCUAGCUCCGUAGCUAGCUCCAUUAGCUCGGUUUCAGUUACACAACAGGUCUCGUCGGAAGGUCAAAUCUGCUCUCCGAACUCGUUUUUCCUGUGUAUUGUCAUCGAGGGAUAUAAGCGCUCCGUCUUUUCUCAGCAUCAUUACCGCGUUUGCGUGCAAUACGUCUCCUCUGUGGCACAGCACAGAGAGGCAGAUCAAAGACCCACCAUAUUGAUCAUAUUCCAGAGGGACGUUAGGGCUUUAAACAGAAACACAGUCCCGCCUGGUUCUCCCUUAUUGUUGUUGUGCGACGAAAGCGAGGAGAAUUUGAAAGAAUCAAAUUAUUUCUCUUACAUUCAAAACAAAAAGUCCUUGAUAGGGAGCCCUUAGACUGGUACUAUGGCUGGCUUACAAUGGCUGGUUUGUGAGAAUGCUCACAUUAUCCUUGCCCUGAGUA
This is a messenger RNA of Gadus chalcogrammus (walleye pollock), 2891 nucleotides long. Its product is annotated as ephrin-B1-like. Gene Ontology annotation, biological process: axon guidance; ephrin receptor signaling pathway. Gene Ontology annotation, cellular component: plasma membrane. The transcript has 2 exons. Bases 947 to 1411 code for a protein of 154 amino acids. Lineage: Eukaryota; Metazoa; Chordata; Actinopteri; Gadiformes; Gadidae. Gene Ontology annotation, molecular function: ephrin receptor binding. The record is from RefSeq and is a predicted model, not a curated record.